Messenger RNA from Ceratotherium simum simum (southern white rhinoceros), 5358 nucleotides. The record is from RefSeq and is a predicted model, not a curated record. Lineage: Eukaryota; Metazoa; Chordata; Mammalia; Perissodactyla; Rhinocerotidae.
AUGGUAGUGCCCCCCAAGACUAAGUUCUUCUUCACGGUCAUCCCUCAGCCCAUCUUCCUGAGCCCGGGCAUAACCCUCACGCUCCCCAUCAUCUUCCGGCCUCUGGAGGAGAAGGAGUACAUGGACCAGCUGUGGUUUGAAAAAGCAGAGGGAAUGUUCUGUGUGGACCUGAGGGCCACCCUGCCUUGCCACAAUCUGACCUGCCCACCAUUCCUGCAGUUGCCCAUGUGUGCCGUGGGGGACACGGCCGAGGCCUGGUUCUGCCUGGACAAUGUGGGGGACCUGCCCACCUUCUUCAGCUGGGACUUCCCCAGCCCGUUCCAGAUGCUGCCCACCACGGGGCUGCUGGAGCCAGGCCAGGCCUGCCAGAUCAAGGUGACCAUUCAGCCCCUUAUGGCGAUCAUCUAUGAAGUUCAAGCCACGUGCUGGCCAAUGUUUCCCUGGGGACACCUGCUUUCUUCGAGGGGCUGUUCAGCAGGGGCCGCAGGGGCCCUGGUGGGUUUCUCCUCAAGACCCCCCAUCUCUGCCCCAGCCAAAUGCGCCCAGCUGCUGGUGAGCAUAAAGCAGAAGCGACCAGAGGACCAGGAUGUCGAAGGCUUCCAGAAAGUGCUGCACUUUGGCUCCGUGGCUGUGGGCUGCACUGCCAAGAGGCAGAUCAAGCUGUAUAACCCGUCAGUGGUGAGCGCCCCCUUCAGGAUUGAAAUGGCCUCAGACACACUGGCCAAAGACCAGGCCUUCUCGUGCCCCACGGCCCAUGGCAUCGUGCCCCCAGGAGAGAAGAGAUGGGUGUCGGUGUUCUUCCACCCCGAGACCCUGGACGUCAGAACUAUGGACUACUUGUCCAUCAUGCCCUCUGGCUGUACCUCCCAAACCCUGCUCCAAGUCGUUGGUUUCUGUAGAGGUCCUGAUGUGUCCCUGCAGCACUACUGCGUCAACUUCAGCUGGGUCAACCUUGGGGAGCGCUCUGAGCAGCCCCUGUGGAUUGAGAACAAGUCGGACUGUACGGCCCACUUCCAGUUUGCCAUUGACUGCCAGGAAAGUGUCUUCAGCAUCAGACCUACCUUUGGGACACUGGUGGGCAAGGCCCGCAAGACCCUGCACUGUGCCUUCCAGCCCACUCACCCCAUCAUCUACUUCCGGCGGGUGGCCUGUCUCAUCCACCACCAGGGCCCGCUGUUCCUGGACCUGCUCGGGACCUGCCACUCAGACAGCACCAAGCCUGCCAUUUUGAAGCCUCAGCACCUCACCUGGUACCGCACACACUUGGUACGGGGCCUAACGCUCUACCCUCCUGACAUCCUGGGCAUCAUGCUGCACGAGAAGAAGUUGGAGCAGGAUAGGAGCGGGGCCCUCAUGAUUCCCACUGAGGACCUGGAGGACACGCCAGCCCCGCAGUAUCCCCUCAUCCCCCCCAUGGCUGAGUACUUCUUCGACGGCAGCAAUGACAUGGCCAUAUUCCCCCCGCCCGUCAGCAUAGAGCCUGUCGAGGUGGAUUUUGGUGCCUGUCCUGGGCCCGAGGACCCCAGCCCUGUCCCCCUGUGCCUGGUGAACCACACCAAGGGCAAGAUCACCGUGGUCUGGACGCGCAGGUCCGACUGCCCCUUCUGGGUGACCCCAGACACCUGUGAUGUGCCCCCGCUCAAGUCCAUGGCCGGGCGCCUCCACUUCCGGCCGCCUUACCCCAACACCCUCUACGCCGUGGAGCUCGAAGCCUUCGCUGUCUAUAAGGUGCUGCAGAGCUACAGUAAUAUCGAGGAGGACUGCACCGUGUGCCCGUCCUGGUGCCUGACGCUCCGGGCUCGAGGCCACAGCUACCACCCCAGCUUGGAGCACCACGUCCCCCAGUAUUCCCUGGAUGCCCCCAAGCUAUUUCCUGCAGUGUCCCCCGGCGACCCCUCCUACCGCAGCCUGCUCCUGGUCAACAAAGGCUCCACGCUCCUCACCUUCAGCCUGGCCCCCAAAAGCAGCUCAGACAUCUCCCUGCGGCCCAGCUCAGGCCUCGUGGCCCCUGGGGCCCACCAGAUCUUCCUCGUCUGUACCUACCCCAAGGGCAAUGCCUGGAAGCAGCACACGUUCUACUUGCAGUUCAAUUUUGGCCCCCAGUAUCUCAAGGAGGUGAGCAUGCAGAGCCGGGAGGAGCCACUGCAGCUGAGGCUGGACGCUGGCAGAAGCAUCUUCUUCAAGCCCACCUGGGUGGGCUGCUGCUCCACCAGCCUCUCCACCUGCCGCAACCCCUCGCGUCUGCCCCUGGAGUUUGAGUGGAGGGUCUCCCAGCAGCACCGAAAGAUGCUGGCCGUCCAGCCUGCCAGGGGGCUUAUCCAGCCCAACGAAAGCCUCACGCUGACAUGGACCUUCAGCCCUCUGGAGGAGACCAAGUACCUGUUCCAAGUGGGGCUGUGGGUCUGGGAAGGCGGCCUGCCCCCAAACACCAACCCCCCCGCCACCACCCACUACAUGCUCCGGCUGGUGGGCAUGGGCAUCACCAGCAGCCUCUCUGCCAAGGAAAAGGAGCUGGACUUCGGGAACAUGCUGGUGAACAGCAAGCAGUCCAGGCUGCUGGUGCUCCUAAACGCCGGCAGCUGCACGCUCCACUACCGCCUCUUCCUGCAGCAGCGCAGCCCCGAGCUCGUCGGCGACGGUACCCUCGCUCUGCAGCUGGACCGUACAGAGGGGAGCGUGCCAGCCCGGUCCCAGGACACCAUCUGCCUGACCGCCUGUCCCAAACUCCAGGCCCAGUUCUCCUGGACCAUCAGCUACUCUCUCCUCUCCCACAGAGAUAACAAGGUUGGGGAGAAGCAGGAGCUGUGUCACGUGUCCCUGAUGGCCGUGUACCCCUUACUGUCCAUCCUGGAUGCCUGCUCCAUGGGCAGUGCCGAGGGCAUCACCCGGAAGCACCUGUGGCGCCUCUUCUCCCUGGACAUGCUCAACAGUUACUUGGAGCGCGACCCCACGCCCUGCGAGCUCACCUACAAGGUGCCCACCCGGCACAGCACAAGCCAGAUCCCCCACGUCUUCACCCCUCUGAAGCUCGACUUCAAUUUUGGGGCAGCACCGAUAGAGGCCCCACCUUCUGUGGUGCUCCUGGUCCUGAAGAACAGUGGAGUGGUGCCCCUGGACUGGGCCUUCCUCUUCCCGAGUGACCAGCAGAUCGACCUGGAGCUGUGGGCAGAGCAAGCAGAGUUUGACGCCACCGAGCUGCAUCAAAUGCGCGUGCUGGACAAUUGCAUAUUCUCCAUCAGCCCCAAGGCCGGGAGCUUGAGUCCCGGGCAGGAGCGGAUGGUGGAGUUCAAAUACAGCCACGUGUUCAUCGGCACUGAUCGCCUCCCGGUGCUCUUCAAGGUGUCCCAUGGCCGGGAGAUCCUGCUGAAUUUCGUAGGUGUGACAGUGAAGCCGGAGCAGAAGUAUGUGCACUUCACCUCCACUAGCCACCAGUUCAUCCCGGUCCCCAUCGGCGACCCACUGCCCCCGAGGCAGAUUUAUGAGCUGUAUAACGGUGGUUCGGUGCCUGUGACAUAUGAGAUCCAGACCAACGUCCUGUUGCAUGUUCAGGAAAAAAAUUUCAAUCACCCCAUCUUCUGCUGCCUCAACCCCCAAGGGGAGAUCCCGCCAGGCACAACUGCUCAGGUCUUGUGGAUCUUCUCACCCAUUGAGGCCAAGACCUACUCAGUGGAUGUGCCCAUACACAUCCUGGGAUGGAACUCAGCUGUCAUCCACUUCCAGGGAGUGGGCUAUGACCCCCACGUCAUGGGGGAUACAGCCCCAUUCCACAACAUCUCCUCGUGGGACAACAGCUCCAUACACUCUAGGCUGAUGGUUCCUGGACAGAAUGUCUUCCUGUCUCAGUCUCAUAUCUCCCUGGGGAACAUUCCUGUGCAGAGCAAGUGCAGCCGCCUGCUGUUCCUCAACAACAUCUCCAAGAAUGAGACAAUUGCCUUCGUCUGGCAGCUGAGGCCUCUAGACUUUGGGGAGGUGUCCGUGAGUCCUGUGAGAGGGAAGGUGGCUCCUGAAGAGUCAAUCCCAUUUGUGGUGACCCUAAAGGCCUCAGUGCAUGCCAGCUUCUACAGCCUGGACCUGGUAUGCAAGGUGUACCAGCAGGAACUCCUGAAGCAGUACCAUAAGGAGCUGCAGGAGUGGAAGGAUGAGAAGGUGCGGCAGGAAAUGGAGUUCACCAUCACAGAUAGGAAAGUGAAGAGAAGAGUGUAUUGUACAGCCUGUGAACCUGUGAGGAAGUACAAGACGCUGCCCCCCAUCAAGAACCAGCAGCCUCUCAACCGGCCUGCCAACUGGAACCUUAAGAUCCCAAAGGAGGAGACAUCCUGGCCAUGUCCCCAGCUGCCCUCACCAGGCAUGCUCCGCUUGGGCCUCACUGCCCGCGCCCAUGCCACUGACUACUUCCUGGCCAACUUCUUCUCCGACUUUCCCCGCCACUUCUUGCACCGGGAGCUGCCAAAGAGGAAGCACCCCAGAGAGGAGUCGGAAACUUCUGAGGAAGAAUCCCUUGACAGUCGGGCCCUUGUCUCCAAGCAGGAGAAGCAGCUCCUGGUUGACUGUCUCACUAGUAUCAUCAGGGGCCUGCUGGAAGACAAGAUCUUCCAUGAGGCUGUGGACCAAAACCUGGUGGAGCAGAUACCUUACUUCUGCCAGUUCUGGAGUGAGCAGUCGGCCAGGUUCAUGGCUCAGAACAGCAGCCUGCACCUAGUGCCAGUCCUGUCUCCAUCCUCCAAGAGCUGGGAGGACAGCAAAAGCAAGGAGCAGGAGGAGGACAAACUGAGGCUGGGGAAGAAGGAAGCCGGGGAAGAAGAGGAGAAGGGCGAAGAGGAAGAGGAGGAGCUGGAGGAGGAAGAGGAGGAAGAGGAGGAGAUGGAAGAGGAGGAGGAGACGGGCAAGGAGGAGCUCGAGGAGGAGGAGCUGGAGGAGAAGGAAGCAGAGCUGCUGGCCUGGGUGGGGACUGAGCCCAUGCUGCAGCCCACAUCCCAGGAGUCCCUGAAAUGGCGGUGGCAGCAGCAGCUGAAGGUCAUACUGAAGGAGGAGCAGGAGCAGGACGAGAAGGAGGCCACCAGCCGGCUCCCGGCUUUCACCAACCUGCAGGAGGCGCUGCUGGAGAACAUGAUCCAGAACAUCCUGGUGGAGGCGAGCCGCGGGGAGGUGGUGCUCACCUCGCGGCCGCGCGUCAUCGCCCUGCCGCCACUCAGCGUUCCCAGGAUUCCGACUCCCGACCCGCUGCCGGUGGCGCCCCUGGGGCCGCAGCAAGCGGAGGUGCCCCACCCGGUGGCGCCGCCCCCUACUGACUCUUUGCAGACGCCAGCGCCGACUUGCCCUAGGUUCCGCCCGGCCCCCUCUCCACCACCCCGCCAGUAA